Molecule: messenger RNA, 2269 nt
Organism: Lycium ferocissimum
Lineage: Eukaryota; Viridiplantae; Streptophyta; Magnoliopsida; Solanales; Solanaceae
Product: growth-regulating factor 2-like
Exons: 4
Coding region: 484-1980 (498 amino acids)
Biological process (GO): regulation of DNA-templated transcription; DNA-templated transcription; developmental process
Cellular component (GO): nucleus
Molecular function (GO): ATP binding
Source: RefSeq, a predicted model, not a curated record
GUUGCUUCUACUUUUCUGUCUACACAACGGUGGGAAUGUUGGAAGCCUGGAAGCAAACCAAAGGCCAAUAAUGGCGGCAAAAAAAAAAAAAAAAACUGAAAUAUCUCUAAAAAAUUCCCCUUUUUCUCGCAACCCAUAGUACUAAAAAAUUUCUAAUAACUCAUAUUUUAAACAUUUAUCUGCACCACAAUAACUAGAACAGUUUGAAAACAAAGACGGUGAGAGUAAAGUGAAGAGUUUCCUAACAGGGUUUAGUCUUGUAUCUCUUUUUCUAUUUGCCUUUUUGCUAGUCAUUGACAAGGAAAGACAGUGACUUUCAGAGAGUUUUUUCUUUUUCCAUUUUUAGGUGUUUGUAUUAAUGGCUUUAGCCUUUUGGACAAGGGAACAUCAACCCUAGAUGGUUGAAAAAUUGCAACUAUAAAACUUGAUACUAUUUGUAAUAGUUUCCAACUGCAGAAUACUGAAUCAUUCCCUUCCAAGAUCAUGAUGGGUCAUCAUCAAGAUCCUGACCGUCCAUCCUCUGAUGGUGAUGAUAAUGGUGGUGGUGGUGCUGAAAGUGGGCCAACUCCUAACCACAACAAAGCUAACAAAAUGCUUUCUUAUAAUUUAUACUCUGAUGCUGUUGUUCGUCCAGCUACUGGUGAUGCAAGUGUUGUAAGGACUUUACAGCCUUUUGAUAUUUCUACCAACUCCCCAGCUGCAGGAGUUAUGGGGUACCCUUUUACAUGGGCUCAGUGGAAAGAACUGGAGAUGCAAAAUAUAAUCUACAAGUACAUUGUCUCAGCUAUAUCUGUGCCUCAAGAUCUUCUCUUAUCAAUUUGCACAAAUUCUUCUGGAGCUCUUCACAGUGCUUCUCACACUACCUCGGUACAAGGCCAGAGAUACACAAAUAUAAGGGAUCUAGAGCCAGGAAGGUGCAAAAGAACUGAUGGAAAGAAAUGGAGAUGCUCAAGAGAUGUAGCACCUAAUCAGAAGUACUGUGAGCGCCAUAUGCAUAGAGGUCGUCCAGCCCGUUCAAGAAAGCAUGUGGAAGUUCAUGGGGAUGUUAACAAUAAGAAGAAACGCCUUCAACCUGCUCCUCUUGAAUCUACUCCUGUGGUUGUUCCAAUACCCACACCUGUUGGUCAAAGCAACAAACCUUUAACGAAGCAACCUGUUAGAUCUACCUGUCAGCAAAUCCAGGGUCCCCUGUUUUUCCAUGAUAAGAUGGAGGAAAAUAUUUCCACUGAUCCCUUUCUCAACGAACUAUACAGAAAUUCAGGCUGGAUGAUGGAAGGCGAAUUGGUAGCAAAGGCUGAUGAUGCUAGACAGCAGUGGCAGCAUUUGAUGGACUCAAGCGCAGGUUACUCAGCAGAUGCAAUGAUUCACCCAGAUUUGCAGCAUGGUUACAGGGAAGAGGCUUUAAAUUUACUGGCGUGUAGUGAUAUGGAAAGAGCUGAAGAUGUGAGUGUCAAGCACAAUGGUGAGUUCAAUUUCAUGAUAAAUCCUGAAUUAGUUUCUAUGGGUAAGCAAUCUGCGAAGGAGGCUCCCAGGGACUUGAUUAAUGCAUGGUCUAAUGAUAGCGUCCACAACAAUGGUAACAAUGAGAAUAUGGAGGCUUCGUUGUGGCCACCGCAAGGGAACAUCUCCCCCUCAUCGCUUACUCUGUCUAUUGCUAUGGCUGCUGGUGAUGCCCUUGAUGAGGAUAUGGGAUUGGAUAGUAGAUUUAUGAAUGCUAAUCAACACAAGUCUUGGGAGAACAGUUGGGUCCCUUUUGCAUCCGGAGGACCAUUGGCUGAAGUUUUACACCCCAGCUCUUCAUACACUAGCAACGGUGAUUCAAUCAGCCCAGCAGCGACGACUGUUUCAUCGCCUUCUGGGGUUCUUCAAAAGACAUUGUUUUCUCACUCUGAUAGCAGUGUUUGCAACAGCCCAAUUCUUGCUGCUCCGACUAAUACGUCUGAGACGGUUCCAUUCCAGUGGCUUAGAAUUCCAGAAUGACUCUUCCUUCCUUUUUUUGCUUUACUUUUCUUGCUUUUUAUCAAAUGACGCCAGAAGUUUACAAAGCGACUGGCUAAGGUUGAUUUUCAGGCAAAUCUCAAUUCCCAAACACAAGAUCAAAGAACUUUUAUACUAUUAAACUAUCGGACAAGUUGCUUAGGGAAUAUAGACUUUUGGGUGUGUGUUGAAUUGUACAGUUUUUCUGCCUUGUUUAUGUUCCUGAAGUAUUGGGCGUCUUGACACUUAAAAAGUGAAUUAGAAUGAUCUGAUCUUCGGUUAACCAUGGAAA